Messenger RNA from Symsagittifera roscoffensis, 4049 nucleotides. Its product is annotated as EH domain-containing protein 3-like. Gene Ontology annotation, cellular component: plasma membrane; cytoplasm. The record is from RefSeq and is a predicted model, not a curated record. The transcript is spliced from 4 exons. Gene Ontology annotation, molecular function: calcium ion binding; GTP binding; protein binding. The coding region runs from base 2207 to 3847 and encodes 546 amino acids. Gene Ontology annotation, biological process: endocytosis; endosomal transport. NCBI's taxonomy places the organism in Eukaryota, Metazoa, Xenacoelomorpha, Acoela, Convolutidae.
AGAUAUUAGUUUUGAUAAAGAGAGACAACUAUUUAGAAAAGAAGUUAGGUUAUCAAAUAGGAGUAAAACCAUGCCAGCUGUAACCAGAAGUCAGAAGAGACGACUUGAUGCAAAAGCGGAAGAAGACGAAGCACGGAAGGCGUUUGAGUCGAGCAUGAAAGCGGACAGCAAAAGGCCGAAGAAGAACAGCACGAGUUUGGGCGGAUUCGACGACUCGUUGCCCAAUCGUGAGAUCAAAAUGGAACUGUUGUCUGAUAGUGUAACAUGUUCAGUGUGUCUGCUGUUUUUGAAGAAGCCUGUUAAGUUGGACCCAUGCCAUCAUGUGUUUUGUAACAGUUGCAUUAGCAAGUGGCUUAUUAGGAAAAGGACAUGCCCAUCCUGCAGAACCGAGCCGACCAAGCUUAUUUUGGACCUGGCGCUUGAAACAAUUCUUUCAGCAUUCUACAAGUGUGCAUCGCCAUCUUUACGCGAAUCCCUGGAUUGCGAUCGAACAAGACUAACAUGCGAGAUGAUAUCGCAGGAAGAAAUGACACUUGUGGAGUUCGUUGAAAAGUACAAAAGAGUUUUCCAAACAGUUCAUAGGAGGUUCAACGAGUCUCGGAGUGCAUUCUCUAUUGCGCCCAGAUUUGAAGCCCGUGCAAUGAGGCCGUUGAGCGUUCUGUUUGGUUCGGACCAGGAACAGCGGCCAAAUGAAGCUAAUGAGAAUCGGACGAUUGAUGCAACCAAUGAAUUGUUGAGACAUUUGCAUCGGGCUUUCCAUGUACCUAGUUUUCGUCUGCCACGAAGGGAUGCCGAUUCAGAAAAUAGAAGUGAAACUAGGCGGCUUACUGCACGCAGACCUGAUGCACCCUCAAGUGCUCAAGAUGUCGAUAGAGUAAUGACCUUAGAAGGCUUUGUUCAAUUAGAACCACUAGAUAGCAGACGGAAUACAACCCGUAGGCGUGAACAACCAUCUGAGACUCCAACUCCUCCUUCGACAUCUCGAGCAACCAUAGUAGAAGUUGGGGCAUCCGUACCUCUUGUUUCGUCAUCGAGUGACGACUCCAAUGCGGCUAGUAAUGACAUCAUGGAAAUCGAAGGUGUGCUGGUAGCACCCUCGGAUAUCCCCGAUUUACCGACCACAGUUAUUUUAGGAGGAGUAACUGAAAAUGAAAGCAUCACAGAACUGAUAACACGAGUAAUGUUGAGUACGGCAGAUAGCUGGGAUCCAACUAUGCCAUAAAUUGACCAUGAAAAAUUGCCCUAAAAAACAUUUAAAAAAACUAAUGUAGCUCUCAAGUUAGUUAGGUGCUUGAUUCGACUUUGAUUAGAGAUUUGAAUACGGUUUUUUUGUGGUCAUAUCUUUCGUGGAAAUAGAUUAGUAAGUCAUUUAUACAUAUAUUUAGACACUCGUCUGGCUAUUUGGUUACAGAAUUUGUUCAGUUUCAAAAGCUUUUACUUGCGGUUUUCUUUCGCCGAAAUUGCGCCACCAGUUUUUUGUCCAAUCUGUGGUGAUAAUGAUUGUGCGGUAUGUUGCUGUUUAUUCUAAUUUUUCCGAUUUUUGCGUUCUUUUUUAAGCAUCAUUUUUUUUGAAAAAAGUAUAUAUUUUUUCCAACUCCUGAAAAACUUAUCCAUAUAUUUCGAAACAGUGAGUGCUUUGAAGGCAGUAAAAUUAUAUGCCAACUAAUUAAUUGCUAAUUUUGAACCAAGGUGCGGAGUUGUGAUGUUUUGUUUCUGUUUUUUCAUACGUGUACAAUAUCCUUUUCAUACGUUUUCGGCAUCCUUAGUCAUUUCAGAACUAGGCGGACUUGUAUAUGAUUCAUAUAAGUUUGUUUUGUACAUGGAAGAAACUGAACUUGGUGUUUAUAGAGUUUGUUCGGUCGCUUGCCUGAAUUGUUAUGCGAGCCCAAAUCUGUGUUUGCUAUUACACAAAUCAAAUCUCUUAUACCAAUUCUAACAUUAAACUCUAAUCAGUUGAACACAGUUUGGCAGAACUUCGUUUAUAUUUAUAGUUUCGAAAUAUGAAGUCUCUUUUGUCUGGUAUCAGUGAUUCUGUAGAGCCUUUAGUUGAAUAGAAAAUUUUAUCUCAUUCUUUAAAGACCUGUUUUAUUAACUAAAUUCGAGACUAGAAUCAUUAUUGCAGAAACAGAUUCAAGUUCGAUUGUAGUAUAUUGGAGUUCGAAGCAAAACCGACAAUGGUUUAUUCGUUUUCAGUUGAGUUCUGAUCAUGCUGAACUGGAUGAAGAAGCAACCAGCACAGGACGAGAGUUUGGUCAGCAUAACGCACAAUUUGGCGAAGCUGUACCGCACCAAAUUGUUCCCUCUGGAAGAGUACAGCAGAUUCCAGGAGUUCCACUCACCACUUCUUGAUGAUGCACACUUCUUAUCACGACCCAUGGUGCUUCUCAUUGGCCAAUACUCCACAGGUAAAACAACGUUUCUACGCUACCUUGUCGAGCGAGAUUUUCCUGGAAUGAGGAUUGGCCCUGAACCGACAACAGAUGGAUUUAUGGUUCUGGAACACAAUGAAAUAGAUGCCUUAAUCCCUGGAAACGCUUUGGUUGUAGACCCCUCAAAACCAUACGGAGGUCUAUCGAAAUUUGGAGUGAAUUUUUUGAACAGAUUUCAAGGUGCUGGUUUGGAUUCUGAAGUCUUGAAACACGUUACGUUAGUUGAUACGCCUGGAAUUUUGUCUGGAGCUAAGCAAAUGGCCAGAGGCUAUGACUUUAUUGGUGUGCUGGAAUGGUUUGCCGAAAGAGUAGACCGAAUUAUAAUCUUAUUUGAUGCUCAUAAACUUGACAUAUCAGAUGAGUUACGGAUGUCUAUUCAGGCUCUGAAAGGUAAUGAGGAGAAAAUCAGAAUUGUUUUGAACAAGGCUGAUCAAGUUAAUACGCAACAGUUGAUGAGAGUGUACGGUGCUUUAUUGUGGUCCCUUGCAAAAGUUUUUGACACCCCUGAAGUGGUACGCGUAUACACAGGUUCAUUUUGGAGCAACAGUUUAAAAAAUGAAGAAAACCGCAACUUGUUUGAGCUUGAAAAGGCAGAUUUGUUCCGAGAUCUGCAGAGCUUACCGAAAACAUAUGCAGUGAGACUGCUAAAUGACUUGAUAAAACGAGCAAAGUUAGCCCAGGUGCACGCUUAUAUCCUACAAGCUGUCCGAAGUGAGACCGGAAUGUUCACGGGGGCCAGUGCCAAGAAGAAAAUUGUCGACAGAUUGGCGGAAAUCUACAAUCAGAUCCACAAGCAGCAUAAUAUUUCGUUGGGUGAUUUCCCGGAAUUGGAAUACAUGAAACAAGCAUUGGCAUCUCAAGAUAUUGGAAAACUUCCUAAGUUCAAGAAAGAUUUGGUGGAUACGGUUCAGUUUUUGCUGACAAGGGAUAUUCCUCCGUUAAUGCAGAGAAUCAAUCAAGAGGAGUUGAAAAAUAACUCGAAACAAAUUGAGGGCGGAAUAUUUGCAGUGCAAGAGACAUCGCCUUUUGACGAGGAUUUCGGAGAAGGUGCGAACAAAGGUAAAGGUGAAGCGGGCUGGGUUGUUGACGAAGAGAAAGAGAAAUGGACGAAAGAGUUCGAAGAGCUACUUCCGAAUGAAAAUGGAAAAUUGGAAGGCAGGAAAGUAAAACCUCAUUUCGUGAGAACAAAGCUGCCAAAUUCGACCUUGGCUAAAAUCUGGCAAAUGUCAGAUAUUGAUAAAGACGGGUGUCUGGAUUACGAGGAGUUCGCUUUGAUGAUGCAUUUGAUUCAUAACGUGGCAUUAGAAGAGAAAGCGCUCCCGACACAGUUGCCGGAACAUCUGGUUCCUCCUUCGAAAAGAAAACCGAAGUUACAGAAAAAUGAGGAAAAUGGCGAUAUGCACCCUUCUCUGAAUUAACUAAGCGCUUACCAUGAGUAUUAAUUAAUAAAUCAAAAAGUAACUUUUAUUUGUACAGAUGAAAUCACAAUUAUUGUGCUUUAAUUAGAUUAGCAUCUGCCAGUUAAUGACGAUUUAUUAUGUUCACUGCUGAAAUGAAACGCAGCCUUACUCGAUGGCAAAAUUUUGUUUCUAUUUUUGACGAAUUAACUGCAUAAAAUGA